Molecule: messenger RNA, 2229 nt
Organism: Nematolebias whitei (Rio pearlfish)
Lineage: Eukaryota; Metazoa; Chordata; Actinopteri; Cyprinodontiformes; Rivulidae
Product: monocarboxylate transporter 12-B
Exons: 8
Coding region: 409-2229 (606 amino acids)
Biological process (GO): transmembrane transport; monocarboxylic acid transport
Molecular function (GO): monocarboxylic acid transmembrane transporter activity
Source: RefSeq, a predicted model, not a curated record
CUCGUGCCUAUCUUCAACAAUCUCUUUGCAAAAGGCAGGGUCAAAACUGCAGCACAGGCCCACAUAACAAACAAAACAAACCAAAAAAAUCCUAAAUCAUGCAAAGGAAUUUAAAAUUAUACAUAUGGACUCUUUCUGCUGCCAUUAAAAUAUCAAGAAUUGGCUCCCAAGCAGGUCCCUGCCCUCACCUGUCACUCAGCUUACAUUCCACCCAACCUUGACGGCUCUCCCUGUCAGUGAUGGGUUAUGCUUUUAGUGACUGACAUAAUCAAGAUGGAAGAAAAUGUAUAAAUGAGUCAAAGGAUAUGAAGAUAUUUCAGCAAGGAAUUUUGAAUUUAACAGAAUUAAUCCAAUUGAUUAAAAGUUCACUACAUUCAAAGAGAGACGUAGAAGAGUGGAGCUGAAGUUAUGGAAGUUUCCAAGGAGGAUAAACUUGAGGGAGGCAGAAGGAUGUCUGGAGUCAUGAAACCACCAGAGGGUGGUUGGGGUUGGAUGAUAGUCGCUGGAUGUUUCCUCGCCACCAUCUGCAUUCGUGCAGUGACCAGAUGCAUCUCCAUAUUUUUUGUGGAGUUCCAGAUGCACUUUGAGAAGGAUUACACCUCCACGGCUUGGAUCCACAGUAUGAUUGACUCCACCACCAUGCUGUGUGCUCCUCUUGGUAGUUUCCUUGGCAACCGUCUAUCCUGCAGAGCAACAGUCUUUAUGGGGGGGCUCCUGUCCUCUGCAGGCCUGGUCCUCAGCUCUUUCGCCUCUAGCCUGGAAUUCCUCUACAUCUCUCUGGGAGUAAUUACAGGUCUUGGCUUUGCUCUCAGUUACACGCCAGCCAUAGCAAUGGUUGGACGGUACUUCAAUGAGAGGAAAACUCUGGCCUAUGGCAUCUCCAUGUCUGGCAGUGGCAUCGGGACCUUCCUUCUGGCUCCUGCAGUUCAGCUGCUUAUUGAACAUUAUUCCUGGAGAGGGGCUAUGCUCAUCCUCGGGGGGUUUGUUUCCAACUUGUGUGUUUGUGGUGCUCUGAUGAGGCCGCUGGAACAAAAGAGUGUUAAAAGGAUGUGGGAAAGCAACCUGACAAAUGUGGAAAAUGCCCACUUGACAGCUGUUCUGGAAUCUGAAUUCACUGAACCAGUAACUAGCGACUGCAGCCAAGUGGCACCAAAACAGCAGACAACAGACAACCUGAAGGAUACGCACAACAUUGUCAAUGCCAUUGGAACAUUUCAAAGUUCUGGAUGUGAAAACCAUAGACUUCGAGGGAACAUAACACUACUGACAAACCACAUACUUCCUGAUAAGAGAAGGGCAGAUAAAAUAGCUGAAUGCAUUUUAUUUAGCAACAAACUGGAGACAAUGUUAGGAGAGAUGGAAGAACUGGAUGAAAAUGGCAGCAUGAUCAAGGACUCAGAACUGAUGGAAAGCAUAGGCUCGAACAACACAUCAGCGGCUGCUAAUUCAAAAGGACAAAUUUCAGAACCUGAUGAAAUAAACACGUUAGGUGGCUUUGAUAAAACUGUUUCUACCGAACCUUUGGUGAACUCACCUCCACUAUGCAGACUCCAGGGUUUUUGUCUCAGGUUCAAGGAGGAGUUUGGUUUCUUUGUGAUACCCAGCUUCUUGAUUCUGUCAGUGUCCUUCUUGUUUCUGGCGUAUGGCUGUAGUGCUCCAUUAGUUUACCUUGUUCCUUACGCCCUGAGCAUAGGAGUCAAGCAUCGCCAUGCCGCCUUCCUCAUGUCUAUUUUUGGUGUCAGUGGAAUUGUUGGCAAUAUCACUUUUGGAUGGAUCAUGGACAGGAGGUGUCUGAAGAGAUAUCGCUUUCUGAGCUACAUUAUGGCAAUAGGCAUGGAGGGCCUUUGUUGUAUAUUCCUGCCUUUUCUCCAUUCCUUCUCCCUCCUGGUGCCAUUUUCCACACUCUACGGGUACUUUGAUGGGGCGUAUGUGGCACUAAUACCAGUUGUGACCUCUGACACUGUAGGCUCCACCCAUUUUACCUCUGCCUUGGGUGUGGUUUACUUCCUGCAUGCUGUUCCAUAUUUGGUCAGCCCACCGAUUGGCGGUUGGUUAGUAGACCGGACAGGAAACUAUGCAUCAACCUUCUUCCUCAGCGGUGCUUCCUUCAUCUUCAGCUCUUUGAGCUUGGUGGCUGCUGCUUCGGUCACACGUGUGAUCUCGCUGCUUGGAUUGGCUCGGGGUGAGGAACAGCAUCCACAGGAAACAAAACUGUCAACUUGUGCCUGA